CCUCAGGGAAGCCGGCCGCCGGCAAUCGACGAUGGCUGCAACAGCGGGUGUUGCCGGCGUCCUGCAGGAGUCGUCCCGGCGCGGGCAGCGCCCCAGCGGCACUGCGGCCGUGCUGGCCAUCGGCACGGCCAACCCUGCGAACUGCCACCAGGACGAGUACCCCGACUGGUACUUCCGCGUCACCAAGAGCGACCACCUCGCCACGCUCAAGAACAAAAUGAAGAGAAUAUGUGAGAAAUCCGGCGUCAGGAAGCGUUACUUCCACUGGACCGUAGAGAUCCUCGCCGGGCACCCGGAGUUCCUGGACCCCGCCCUGCCGUCGCUCGACGCGCGUCUGGCCGCCACCGCGGACGCCGUCCCCGAGCUCGCCGCGGCGGCCGCGGCGAGGGCGAUCGCGGAAUGGGGGCGCCCGGCCGCCGACAUCACGCACCUCGUGCUGAGCACCACCUCAGGCGCCCAGUCGCCGGGCCCCGACCUCCGGCUGGCUCAUCUCCUGGGUCUCCGCCCGACCGUGCGGCGCACGCUGCUCUUCUUCCACGCCUGCUUCGGCGGCUCCAGCGCGCUCCGGCUCGCCAAGGACCUCGCCGAGAGCCACCGCGGCGCGCGCGUGCUGGUGGCCGUCUGCGAGGUCAACUCGCUGCUAUCCUUCAGGCCCCCGCAGGAGGCCCGCCUGGACGGCCUCGUCGCCGCGGCUCUGUUCGGCGACGGUGCUGGCGCCGUCAUCGUGGGCGCCGCCGCCGCCGACGACCCGGCGGAACCCGUCGAGCGCCCCAUCUUCUACAUGAUGUCGGCCUCGCAGACAACGUUACCAGGGACGGAGGACGCCUUGUCUAUGCAGCUCGGCGAGGCUGGCUACGACAUCGGCUUAUCCGCCAGGGCGCCAGCGCUCGUCCGUGACACUGUCGAGGCUUGCCUGGCGGACAUGGUGGCGCCACUGGGCCUCACCGGCGGCGGCAGCUGGAACGGCCUCUUCUGGGCUGUGCAUCCCGGCGGCCGGGCAAUCUUGGACGGCUGCGAGGCGGCACUCGCCCUGGAGCCCGGGAAGCUGGCGGCCUCCCGGCACAUUCUGAGCGAGUACGGUAACAUGUACGGCGCGUCGAUCGUCUUCGUUCUCGACGAGAUCCGGCGGCGCCGCCGCCGAAAUGGUGACCAGAGGGAACGUCGUGACAUGUUUGAGCUUGACUGCGAGUGGGGCGUCAUGCUGGGGUUCGGCCCGGGGGUUACCGUCGAGAUGAUGGUAUUGCUUGCUGCUGCCUAGCAAGAUGAAUACUAAUAACUAGGUUUAUCAGUCAGCAGAGAGGUUGCAGGGGAAACAUACUACACGAAUAAUCUGAAAUGUCAAUGUCCUUUUAUAUCUCGCUGUUAGAACAAUCGUUCGCACGGUUCCUAAAAAAAUAUUGGUUUCUCAAAAACUCUAAACACAGAGAAGAAUGUUAUAGCGGAAA
Panicum virgatum (switchgrass) is the source of this 1445-nucleotide messenger RNA. Its product is annotated as bisdemethoxycurcumin synthase-like. The record is from RefSeq and is a predicted model, not a curated record. Bases 32 to 1258 code for a protein of 408 amino acids. Gene Ontology annotation, molecular function: acyltransferase activity, transferring groups other than amino-acyl groups. The transcript is spliced from 2 exons. Gene Ontology annotation, biological process: polyketide biosynthetic process. NCBI's taxonomy places the organism in Eukaryota, Viridiplantae, Streptophyta, Magnoliopsida, Poales, Poaceae.